AUGUAUGUGGACUGUACAGAAAGCCUGACACUCAAGGUCACUGAGAGGAAGAAGAAAGAGGCGGGCGAAGUCUUUCACAAAGACUAUUAUAAUGAUAGUAACGCUCUGUCUCAGCGCUCUGUCUCAGCGCUCUGUCUCAGCGCUCUGUCACAGAGCUCUGUCUCAGCGCUCUGUCUCAGUGUUCUGUCUCAGCGCUCUGUCACAGAGCUCUGUCUCAGCGCUCUGUCUCAGCGCUCUGUCACAGAGCUCUGUCUCAGCGCUCUGUCUCAGCGCUCUGUCUCAGUGUUCUGUCUUAGUGCUCUGUCUCAGCGCUCUGUCUCAGCGCUCUGCCUCAGCGCUCUGUCUCAGCGCUCUGUCUCAGUGUUCUGUCUUAGUGCUCUGUCUCAGCGCUCUGUCUCAGAGCUCUGUCUCAGCGCUCUGUCUCAGCGCUCUGUCUCAGCGCUCUGUCUCAGCGCUCUGUCUCAGCGCUCUGUCUCAGCGCUCUGUCUCAGCGCUCUGUCUCAGCGCUCUGUCUCAGCGUUCUGUCUCAGCGCUCUGUCUCAGCGCUCUGUCUCAGCGCUCUGUCUCAGCGCUCUGUCUCAGCGCUCUGUCUCAGCGCUCUGUCUCAGCGCUCUGUCUCAGCGCUCUGUCUCAGCGCUCUGUCUCAGCGUUCUGUCUCAGCGCUCUGUCUCAGCGCUCUGUCUCAGCGUUCUGUCUCAGCGCUCUGUCACAGAGCUCUGUCUCAGCGCUCUGUCUCAGCGCUCUGUCUCAGCGCUCUGUCUCAGCGCUCUGUCUCAGUGUUCUGUCUCAGUGCUCUGUCUCUGUGUUCUGUCUCAGUGUUCUGUCUCAGCGCUCUGUCUCAGUGCUCUGCCUCAGUGCUCUGCCUCAGUGCUCUGUCUCAGUGUUCUGUCUCAGUGUUCUGUCUCAGUGUUCUGUCUCAGUGUUCUAUCUCAGUGUUCUGUCUCAGUGUUCUGUCUCAGUGUUCUGUCUCAGUGUUCUGUCUCAGUGUUCUGUCUCAGUGUUCUGUCUCAGUGUUCUGUCUCAGCGCUCUGUCUCUAA
Messenger RNA from Knipowitschia caucasica, 1038 nucleotides. Lineage: Eukaryota; Metazoa; Chordata; Actinopteri; Gobiiformes; Gobiidae. The record is from the annotation of a GenBank genome assembly.